UUCCUGUGGGUCUGCAUCGCCGAAGAGAAGAUGGCGGCGCUGGGGGAACCUGUCCGGCUGGAGCGGGAUAUCUGCAGAGCAAUUGAGUUGUUGGAAAAACUACAGAGGAGUGGAGAGGUGCCGCCUCAGAAACUUCAGGCUUUGCAAAGAGUCCUUCAGAGUGAGUUCUGCAAUGCUGUGAGGGAGGUAUAUGAACAUGUUUAUGAAACUGUGGACAUCAGUAGCAGCCCUGAAGUGAGAGCUAAUGCAACUGCAAAGGCUACUGUUGCUGCAUUUGCUGCCAGUGAAGGGCACUCCCAUCCCCGAGUUGUUGAGCUACCCAAAACAGAAGAGGGCCUUGGAUUCAAUAUCAUGGGAGGCAAAGAACAAAACUCUCCAAUCUAUAUCUCACGGAUAAUUCCAGGUGGAAUUGCUGACAGACAUGGGGGCCUCAAGCGAGGAGAUCAGCUGCUUUCUGUUAAUGGAGUGAGUGUCGAAGGAGAACAUCAUGAGAAAGCUGUAGAGUUACUGAAGGCAGCCCAAGGGAAGGUUAAACUCGUUGUACGGUAUACGCCAAAAGUCUUGGAAGAAAUGGAGUCACGCUUUGAAAAAAUGAGAUCAGCAAAGCGCAGGCAACAGACCUAAUCAUUUAAAAACUUUAUGUUACUCUUUGCUUUUAGCUAGAAAAGUUUUACUUGUGACCUACUGAUGGCCUCAGUGCCAGUGAUUGUAAAACACUAGAAACUUCCGUGAAAUCUUCUUGCCAUUUUAUAAAUGCCUAUUUUAGCAUCACUUAUGGUUGUAGAGAAGCAUACACUUUUUUUCUCACGAGAAAAAGUAAAAGGUGAUGAGGGCAGUUCUGUCCUGCUGUUUUUACAGGCCUUUUUCAAAUGCAGAUUUUGUCACAAAGUUGUUAUAGAUUUUUAAAAAUGCUUUUUUAAUAUUAAAGUGUACUUUUACAUUCUUAAUCUUUUUUUAAGAAGAGGUUUUCUUCAUUUGGCAACUUAUUUACAAAUAACAGUUCUCCAAAACUUCCUUUUGAUUACUGCAAUUUCUUUGUGAAUUUUCUUUUCAGUUUUCCGAGAAAUUAACCCUGGCAGUCUAGCCUUCAGCAGUUAUCACACUGAGUGUUGGUGUUGCUGCUGCAUUUUGUACUUAGAACAUACAUACAAUAUGUGUCAUCAGUGGUAAAUCAUAGCUGUCGUGGAACCUUUUUAUUUAAACAAUGUAUAAUGUAUUCAUUUAUACUGAUUUGUAAAAGUAAAUUUUUAAACACUGAAGCAAUCAUUGCUAAAAUAUGUAUUCUUUCAUAAUAUUUAAGCAGUGAGGCGAGAGGAUGUAAUUUGAUUAUUAGCAUUACUGAUUAAAUCCCUUAUUUAUAUUUAACAGUAUGUCAUAAAUUAUAAAUGCAAACAAGCUCAGAUUUCGACUUUUCAAAUUUUUUAUGCUAUUCAUUUGUAUUUAAAUGUAUUUCUCAUAUUUCGGUUCUUCCAUGCCUAGAGAUGAGUCAGUUUGUGCUGAGAAAAAUGGAAACAAGACGAGGUAAUAACUUCAGGUGUGGAGCCUGAAGAGCCCAACAUAAUUACUGUCCCAGCUUCAGUACCAAUUUGAGACAGAAAGGGGAGGCAGGAUUUGUCAAGGUACAGAAACAGGGAGCUUCUUAAGCCUCACAGUGAGUGAGGUUCAGAAUGCUUCAUGUCUUGAUUCGAAUAGUGAUGGGAGUUUGAACAAUGCUUUUUACCAUUUGUCCACUGGAUGUCACCAUUUUACUAAAAGGCAGCUAUCGAUGUGUGACUGUGACUGUCUUCUAAAAGCUGAAGUCGAAGGUGAUUCAUUUUCAGUCACAGAUUAUAGGAACAUUUAUGGAGAGUCUAAGUGAUGAUGUUAAGAAACUGAUGGGUUGAAAUGCAGGAAUUUAUCAUAAUUACAACUUUAUUACCUUUAUUUUUUUUAAAAAUGGGCAUUUUGUAACAUUCCUUCAGGAAGAAUGGAAGUGUGGAAGUGUGUACUAUUUUUGCAUGUUUGUGAGCACUGUCAGUCUUACAAGAUAUCUGCAGUUUUCAGUGAUUUUUUUUUUUUUCAGAGUAAAAGUCAAUCAGCAUUGUUAUUUAUCAGUUAGGAAUUGAACACUGGAUUGUGCAUGGUUGAAUGUCACUACAAAAUGUGCUUGAUAUUGAUAGGAUCAUGUUGAAUUGUGUAUUUUCAAAAUUAGCUGAUGUGUUUUUAAAAUGUUGAGACCAAAGUAGUAUAGAAGAGUAUGACAUAUUUUAAUUUAACUGUAAGAUUAUUAGAGUUAUUUGUUGUAAAACUCUGUAUUAAAGUUGGUGCAUACAGAGCAGUAAUAUUAUUGUUGUCGUAUUCCUACAUCACAGGGCAAGUAGCCCUGGGAACCUUGUCUGAGCCUAGCUGCUGUGGCUGCAGUUGCUCCUAUAAUUACAGCUUCCUGGUUCAUGUUUCAGCGAUUGCAGACUUUCAGCCAAGUUACUUUUUUUUUUCUUUUUUUAGUUUAUUGAGUAAGCUUUUUCUUCUGCAGUAAUUCACAAUCUGUUCUUUGUGUGGGCUGAUAUCUAUUUAUAUUCUUAAAAUAAAAGUAACUUAAAGGAGCCAAAUACAUAGCUUUGCUUGGUACUAUUGAGCAUGAGUAGCAAUAGCUUGAUUUCAUUGAUGCAAUUCUCGUAUCUCAUCAGAAUUUUAAAUAUUGACCAUAGGAAAACUCAGUGGCAAGUGUACAGUAGUCUUCUUGUGUAAUAAGGAAAUGAAGGAACUUUAAUAGAUGGACAGUUUGUGAAUAAAACUAGGCACACCGUAAAUAUAUAACAGGUGUUUGUUUCAUUUGUAACUUAAAUGCAAAUUUCCCUUUGCCCCAGUUUUCUCUCUCUCAAAUAUUUCAAAAUGAGUUGACUUGAUGAUUCUCAAUCUUAGCUGCAUGUUAGAAUGCCCCACAGAGCUUAGCACUUACUGGUACCUAGGUCCCUUCCAAUAACAACUAAGUCAAAAUCAUUUCUGUAUUGGUUAACAAUUUUAUAUAGUGUGUUUUGACCAAGUCUACCCCCUAUUGCCUUUAGAAGCUCAUUCUGUGUAGUUCUGAUGGACACCCAGGUUUGAAAAGCACUGGCUCAUGGAAUUUCCAGUUAUACUGGACUCUGGAAGUACAUUUAAUCUGAAGCUACUUAAUGAUUGAUUGUAUUUCUUAGUACUUCUUUAUGGACUAAAAGGUAUUUGGCUUUCCUUAUUUACAAAAUAAUUACAAUUUAACUUUUUUAGGGGGUGGAGAGCAGGGUCUCUACAUAGCCCUGGCUGUCCUGGAAUUCACUGUGUAAACCAGGCUGGCCUCCUUUUUUUCUUUUUACAAAAACAAAACCUACCAACUAUUCAGUAGUAAAAUUCAGAGUUUUCUCUUUCUGCCCCCUUUACCUUUAAAAAAAAAUUUUAAGUUUUUUGAAAGAGCAUGUUUAAAAUUUUCAGAUGUGAAAGCACUGUGAGUAAGGAUUCUGUGCUGUCCACAUAUGGCUCCUUCACCUGUCACUGUGCCCUACAUUGUUGUAGCUCUGUUCUCGAUGUUUUCAUCAUUAAGAUCAUUUUCCUGGUGUAAAUCUUAAGGUAUUUGCUCAAGUGCUUUGUUUACAGUUAAAAUGAAUAGAAUUUAAUAGAAGAUAUGGUUAUGGCUUACCUGGAAAGCGUUGCCAGCAUGACUUGGUAUAGACGUAAAAAAAUACAUGUGAUUAUAAAUGUGGAAUGAUCAUUGACAUAAGGACCCUAGUGAUUGUACCUCCUGAAUAAAUGUCUGCGUUUUCUAACUUACAGUUCAUUUCUCUUCUGGCAACAAUCUCGUUUUGUAGCUUUUAAUUGUCCAAAAUUUAUGAGUAAUGUCUCUUCAAAGGUUGUUGAAGUGAUAAUAGUUACAUAAUGGGGGAACAUCACUUGAUUAUUAAUUUUCAAGAAGUUUUAAACUAAUUUGUAACUGGACAUGGUUUUUAAAAGUAUUGGCAAAGAUUUGAUACACUUGUACUCUUUUUAGUUUGAGAAAAUAAUUUGGAAUGUGAAACAGUACUUUUUCAAUAGAUGAAUCAUUUAGCAAUUAAACUUUGGUUCUAAGGCUUAUUUAAAAUAUAUUUGUAUGAGUCAUGCUUGUCCUUUGCAUUUGACAAAACUGAUAGAACCACAGAUAGAUGUAUUGCUGAACGCUGUGUAUACAAUAACCUUUACAUAGAGUAAAAGCAAAAUUCGUGGUGGUUCCCGAAAUAAAACUUCAGAUUUCUGUA
This is a messenger RNA of Peromyscus eremicus (cactus mouse), 4241 nucleotides long. RefSeq names its product lin-7 homolog C, crumbs cell polarity complex component (gene Lin7c). Gene Ontology annotation, molecular function: L27 domain binding. Gene Ontology annotation, biological process: neurotransmitter secretion; maintenance of epithelial cell apical/basal polarity; protein localization to basolateral plasma membrane. Gene Ontology annotation, cellular component: cell-cell junction; synapse; MPP7-DLG1-LIN7 complex. NCBI's taxonomy places the organism in Eukaryota, Metazoa, Chordata, Mammalia, Rodentia, Cricetidae. The transcript is spliced from 5 exons. Bases 31 to 624 code for a protein of 197 amino acids. The record is from RefSeq and is a predicted model, not a curated record.